Messenger RNA from Gaeumannomyces tritici R3-111a-1, 603 nucleotides. RefSeq lists its product as hypothetical. The coding region runs from base 81 to 392 and encodes 103 amino acids. NCBI's taxonomy places the organism in Eukaryota, Fungi, Ascomycota, Sordariomycetes, Magnaporthales, Magnaporthaceae. Gene Ontology annotation, biological process: mitochondrial respiratory chain complex I assembly. The record is from RefSeq and is a predicted model, not a curated record. The transcript has 3 exons.
CACCAAUCGAGAGCUCACCAAAGCCACGAACGACAGCUGCCCGCACACACACUGCAGGGAGCUACCACCAACACCUCGCCAUGGCGUCCGGAUACGGUCUGAACGGGGGCCCCUCGCGGUGCUUCCCCUUUUGGCAGGAGGUGAUGGCCUGCUACGUGAUCAACAGCUCGGCCGACGACCCGCAGAGCAGGAAGAAGUGCGGCCCGGUUCUGGAGGACUACUACGAGUGCCUGCACCACAAGAAAGAGCGCGCGCGUGCUCAAGCCCUCCAGCUGGCUUACCGGAAGGCGGAGAGGGCGAACCCCAGGGGAGACCCGCCGACCGCGGGGCAGAUACGGAAUCUUGGGCUAAUAGGCAAGGAGGAGGACACGGCGAAAGUGCUGGGGACAUGAUGAGCACUGGGAGAAGGAAUGGCGGAAGGGGAACAUGGGGGAUUGGGUUUGGGGUAUGGAAGAUGGAGGUAGAGAGUGCGUGCAGCGUGUAUUUGUUCGGAUGAGCAAAGGGAAGGCCUUUGAUAUGGCCCGUCGAAUGCAUUGAGCCGUUUACCAGACCAGCUGGGAUUCUUUGCUGGCUCGUGUCACUGCGUGGGCGGAAGCGGAUCAG